Hevea brasiliensis (rubber tree) is the source of this 2076-nucleotide messenger RNA. Its product is annotated as cyclic dof factor 1. Gene Ontology annotation, molecular function: DNA-binding transcription factor activity; DNA binding. The coding region runs from base 199 to 1695 and encodes 498 amino acids. Gene Ontology annotation, biological process: regulation of DNA-templated transcription. The transcript is spliced from 2 exons. NCBI's taxonomy places the organism in Eukaryota, Viridiplantae, Streptophyta, Magnoliopsida, Malpighiales, Euphorbiaceae. The record is from RefSeq and is a predicted model, not a curated record.
AGAGAGAGAGAGGGAGAGAGAGAGAAAGAGAAAGGGUUGCUUUAUAAAGCUUCAGAAGUCACCAAAAAGGCCUUUCUUUCCUUUUUAUUUUUUAUUUUUUUUUUAAUUUUUACGUCUUUUGACGUUCUUUCCGCUAUUUCUAUGGCUCUUCCCAUAACUCUUGUUCUUCACACUUUACUGCAAUUUCUUUGAUACAUAAUGAACGGUUCAGAUAUGCCUCUAUCCAAAGAUCCAGCUUUCAAGCUCUUUGGUCGAAAGAUUCCGGUACCCGAUACCCUGAUUCCGGCCAAACCACCAUCCCAGCAGAACAGCUGCAAUGAAAAUACAAAAGGAGAAACUGAUGGUCUCAAUGAUGACAACUCCGGAGAGCCAGAUAAGUCCAAUGCUUCAGGUCAAGCUAAGGAAGAAAACCAAACCCUUAUGCUUGUGGAUGAAACGAAAGGAACUUCCAAGUCAAAGGAAGACCAGGAAGAGACCAAUAGUGUAGACCAAGAGAAAGUUUUCAAGAAGCCAGAUAAGAUCCUACCAUGUCCAAGAUGUAACAGUUUAGAUACAAAAUUUUGUUACUUCAACAACUACAGUGUCAACCAACCAAGGCAUUUUUGCAAGAAUUGCCACAGAUAUUGGACGGCUGGUGGAACAAUGAGAAAUGUCCCUAUUGGUGCUGGACGGCGGAAGAAUAAGCACUUAGCCUCUCAGUACCGUCAAAUAUUAGUAUCUUCUGAAGGUGUACCUAUUACCAGAAUGGAAAACUCAGACUCAGCCAAUCACCAACUUGUAUCAUCUGUUGAUUCUGCAACCACUUUGAGUCCUUCAACAACAGGAAAUGGGAUGGUUCUAAAAUUUGGUCCUGAAGCACCACUUUGUGAAUCCAUGGAGACAGCACUUAACCUUGGAGACCAAAACAAAUAUGCUGAGAUAAGUUCAGUCAAUUGUCGAGAUAAUAUAGAGGAGCCAUCCUCAUGUGGAUCCUCCAUGACAGCAUCCAGUUGCCAGGGAAAUGAAUUACCAGAAACUGUUAUGCAAAAGGAGCUAGUUGGCUUGCCAGGACCUCCUAAUGAGUUCAAUAUGCCACAUCCUCUGCACUGUUACCCUCUUCCUCCAUGGGUAUUCCCCUGGAACCCAGGUUGGAACAAUGCAACUUCUAUGGCAGCAGCUCAGCAUUCUGCUGGGCCAAAUAGCAAUAAUUCCAAUCAACUUCAGUGGUGCCCUACACCAAUACUGGCAGUCCCAGGCUUUUGUCCACCAAAUAUUCCUUUACAAUUUGUACCGGCUUCAUAUUGGGGUUGCAUGCCUAUGUGGGCUGCUGGAACAGGAAAUAAGUCAUUGAGUGGAUCUAAUGGUUGCUCUUCUCCAUCAUCCUCGACUAGCACCAGUUGCUGCUCUGGAAAUGGCUCACCAAACCUAGGCAAGCAUUCUAGAGAUUCAAAUCUUAUGAAUGAAGAUAAAGCUGAGAAUUGUAUAUUGGUACCAAAGACAUUGAGAAUUGAUGACCCAAAUGAGGCUUCAAAGAGUCCUUUAUGGGCCACAUUAGGUCUUAAACUUGACCAGAAGAAUCCUGUACCAAAAGGUACCACCUUCAAAACUUUUGAAACUAAAGCAGAAGGGAAGGGCCAUGUAUCAGAUGCCACUCAUAUACUAGAAGCAAACCCAGCAGCUCUUUCUCGCUCUCAUACAUUCCAGGAAAGCAGCUAGAGGGGGCCCUACUGAAAUUUUUCUUGAUGAAUUGCAGGGACUUGUUUUCUUCUAAGAGAAUGUAGCAUCAGCCUUCCUUUCAGAAAUCUUGCUUUUAUGCUAAAUCCUGAUUCUUUGAAGUCUGAAAAAAGAUAUUGGGAAAUCAAAAGUUGCAUUACAAUCAACAGUGUUGUCAGCAUAUCUAUUCAAAAGAGUUCACAUUGUAAAUAUUGGAGGAUCUUUAGUGAGUGUUUUUAUGUUCUGCGGCCUUUUGUAGGUUUCAGUUCAUACACAUUCGUCUCUUCUGCCUUGAGUUGGCAGAAAAUAAAGGGAAGUUCUGCUAAAUGUUGUAUGUAUGAUUUAAAACCAUGUUCAAUUACAAGGCUAACCCAUGUUUUACAA